AUGGCAUCCCACGUCGCCCGCUCCGGCAUCACCACCGAUGCCAUAACCGGCGAACGCUACAUUCCUGCCUCGGUGCGCGCCGACGGCUCCAAGCGCAAGGAGAUCCGCGUCAAGCCAGGCUACAGACCUCCAGAAGACGUCGAGCUUUACAAGACCGGUGCAGCAGCUGCCUGGAAGAACCGCACAAAAGGCGGGGUGCCAGGUGUUGAGCGAUUGAGCACUGGCGACGACAAGGCAACUGCCGCAGCCACCGCAGCCAGCAAUAAGAACGCCAAGCGUCGCGAAGCCAAGCGUCAGACCAAAGAAAGCGACCAGCUAGCCCCCACUGAGACCAAGGGCGUGGAGUCCAACAACUGGCGUGUUCCGGCCCCGGCACCAGCACCACCAAAGAAGGAGGAAAAGCCCGCCGAGGAACCCAUCGAUAUGGAAGCUGAGAAGGAGAAGAAGGCUCGCAACCUCAAGAAGAAACUUCGUCAGGCUCGUGACCUGCGCCUUAAGAAGCAGCAGGGUGAGGCCUUGCUCCCCGAGCAGCUGGAGAAGGUCAUCAAGAUCCAGGAACUGGUACGCCAGCUGGAUAUGCUUGGGUUUGACUCCAACGGGGAUAAGAAGACCGACGAGAAAUAA
Penicillium antarcticum is the source of this 624-nucleotide messenger RNA. RefSeq names its product putative RNA binding protein Pym. Gene Ontology annotation, cellular component: exon-exon junction complex; cytoplasm. Gene Ontology annotation, biological process: exon-exon junction complex disassembly. The record is from RefSeq and is a predicted model, not a curated record. The transcript has a single exon. Gene Ontology annotation, molecular function: RNA binding. Lineage: Eukaryota; Fungi; Ascomycota; Eurotiomycetes; Eurotiales; Aspergillaceae. Bases 1 to 624 code for a protein of 207 amino acids.